CCCAGGGCCCGGCUCGACCCGCACCGAGUGAGAGUUGUGACUCAGCCGCCCGCUGGCAACAUCCCUAUUAAUAGUGGGCUCUGUGAAAAUUAAUUAAUCCAAAUUAAUUAGGGGGUUGGGAGGGCCCGAGCGCUCCCCUUUAAUCAGUGGGUAUUUAUAACACGGCAGCCCUGGCACGUGUCCCACAUUCCCACAGGGACCCCGAGCAGGUCCCGCACCCGGGGGGACCCCAGUCUGUCCCCAAUGUCCCCAACCUCACCCGCAGCUGUGACAAAGAGCGAGACUGAGGCGAGCAGCCCCCCCGGGGGGCAACACACGGGAAUUUGGGGUCCCAAAGCCCCAGGGGAGUUUUGGGGAGCGAGGGCAGGGAGGUCCCCGGGUUGUGCUGAGCCCUCGCUGCGCCGCUCCGAGGGCUCGGGGAGGCUCCCACGGGCUGGGGUGGCCCUGUCCCCACCCUGUCACCCAACUCACGGGACAGGAAUUGGCUUCCUGCAGCCCCAUCCGGCCCCGGGAUGACGGGGGGACAGGGCUGGGACAUCCACAGAGCCCCACGUCAGGGGACCGAGAUGGUCUCUUGGGAAAGCGGCGGCUGAGUCAGGAGCGGGACAGGUUUGGGGUGAAUCACCGGCCCCGGAGCCAGGCGGGCCCGUGACUCCCCGGCCCUGGAAUUCCGGGAGCCGGGACGGGGUGAGGAAGGGGCAGAGGCUGCGGUGGCCCCACAACAGGAGGGGGACGUGGGAAAGGCGCCUCCAGGGUUUUUGUCACCCCGGGAUUCCCAGCGGGACCGUCCCCACGGGCAGGGGGGGCUGACCCGGCCUCGGGGACCCCGAGGAGGUCAGGAGGGGACAACAAAGGGACCGCUGGAACCUGGAGGGACCGAGGCCAUCUGGGGACAGGGACCGAGGCCAUUUGGGGACAGGGACAGGGACCAUGGAGGGACAGGAACCAUCUGGGGACAGGGCCCGCACAGGGACUUGGGCCACACAGGAGCAGAGGACCCUGUGUGACAGAGUGACCACGUCCAUCCCCCAGGGAGGGGUCAGUGUCCACUUCCACAUUCCUGGGCUUGUCCACAACCUGUCAGGGUUGGGAACCCCAGCUAGGGCUGGUCCCUGUGGCCACCGCGGUGUCCGGCCCGCCAGUGGCUCCUGCUGGUCCCAUGGGGCUGCUCGGAGGGGCCGUGGGGCAGCAGCAGGUGCCCAGAGCCACCGCUGGUGUCCCCAGAGCCACCGCGGUGUCCCCAGCCCGGCCACUGCCGCUCCUCCCAUUCCCAAGGAUGGAAAAGGCUCUUCCAGAGCCCCGGCGAUGGGAUGGGGAGACAAGAUCGGCCCAGCCCCGGCACCGGCAACUGGAGCAACUGGUUUAGCUGGGUCAAAGUGGAGCAGGGGAGUCGCGGUGGCUGAAACCUGUUCCAAGCUGUGUGUAAAGCUCCUGGCAUGUCCCUCGCUGCUCCCGCUUUGGAAAGAGCUGCUCCUGGGAAUGUGCCAGCCGGGCGUGCUCCGGCCCGGCCGCGGGCUCCGGGACACCCCGGCAGUGUUGGGGUUCAGCCUGGGGCACCUCGGUGCUGCUGUCCCGAGGAGUUUGGGGCUCUGGGAAUGCGCGGCCGGAGCCUCGGGAGCGCUCGGACGCUCCGGCCGGGGCAGCGCCCGGCGGUCCUGGCUCUGUCCCCUCUGUCCCCGCCUGGCAGGGAGCGUGGCCCGGGUUAUUUUUGGGGGUGGCCUGGCGCUGUCACAAGCAGCUGCUGCCCCAGUGACGUUCCCCGAGCUGCCGAGCCCUUCCGGGGACAGGGACACAACGAGAGGGCGACAAGUACAAGCUGAGCAAGAAGGAGCUCAAGGAGCUGCUGCAGAGCGAGCUGGGAUGUUUCCUGGAGACCCAGAAGGACGCGGGGGCCGUGGAGAAGAUCAUGCAGGACCUGGAUGAGAACGGCGACGGGGAG
This is a messenger RNA of Poecile atricapillus (Black-capped chickadee), 1939 nucleotides long. RefSeq names its product S100 calcium binding protein A1 (gene S100A1). Gene Ontology annotation, cellular component: sarcoplasmic reticulum. The transcript is spliced from 3 exons. Bases 931 to 1923 code for a protein of 330 amino acids. The record is from RefSeq and is a predicted model, not a curated record. NCBI's taxonomy places the organism in Eukaryota, Metazoa, Chordata, Aves, Passeriformes, Paridae. Gene Ontology annotation, molecular function: S100 protein binding; calcium ion binding.